AUGCUCCCAACCCAUCGACAGUCUUUCAGAACUCACCCCUCGUCCGACCAGUCUACUUUAAACAAGGCAAAACCUCACCUUCCUUGGCCUCCUACCUUGUGGUCUACUAGAGCUGAAGAAGUUAGAGACGCUUUCCUUCACGCGUACAGUGGCUACCAAGAAUUUGCUGUACCCCACGAUGAACUGCUUCCCGUAUCCGGUGGCAACGUAGACAAUUUCAAUGGAUGGUCAGUCUCAGUGGUUGACUCAUUAGAUACCAUGUGGAUUAUGGGCCUUCAAGACGAAUUCUACGAAGCUAUGCCAUUUCUUGAUACGUACGUUGCGUUCUUCGAGACUACAAUUCGUUAUCUUGGCGGUCUCCUCUCUGCAUAUGCACUUUCUGGUGAACCGCUUUUGCUGGCUCGAGCGGAUGAUCUGGGCAAAGCUUUACUUCCAGCCCUCAAUACAUCUUCUGGUCUUCCCAUGUUUGCCGUCAAUGCUGCAACCGGGGGGACAAAGGCUGGCUGGAACCCAAAUGUGCUAUGGGCUGAGGCUAUGAGCUGUCAGCUAGAGUACAAAUAUCUGGCUCACUUGACUGGUAGAUCUCAAUAUUAUCACAAGGUGGAAGCUAUUAUGGAUAUUAUGCAUAACGCCAAUAUCAAAGAUGGAUUAUAUCCAACACUGUGGAACCUCAAAGAUGGCACUCCAACAAACACUCAACACUCGGUUGGCGCUUUUGCUGACAGCGCCUAUGAGUAUCUCCUCAAACAAUGGCUAUUAACUAGCCGAGCGGAAACCAAAGCAAAGGAAAUGUACCUGAACUCCGCCAAGGGUAUCAUUGAUAACCUCCUUUUCCUCACACCUAAACGGCAGCUUCUAUAUGUCACUGACACGAUUGGUGGCAAGCCUAGUCACAUUUUUGAACACCUCUCAUGCUUUCUGCCUGGGCUGCUCGCUUUGGGCGCUCAUACGCUUGAUCUUGCACCUGCUGAAAAACAGAUACACGAGUGGGCAGCAAGCGGCCUAGCUUAUACAUGCUGGACAUCGUAUGCUGACCAGGCGACUGGUCUUGGACCAGAUGAAAUGGUUAUGGUAGCAGGAGCCACACAGAACGUAACUUCUGGCCGCUGGGUUGACGUAGUUGCUGAUUGGGUAGAUCAAGGAAGGCCAGGAGGCUUACCACCAGGCUUGCACGAACCACCGGUGGUCAAGGUAGGAACAACGGAAGAGAGAGAUUAUUACGCCAAAAAAAAUUCAUACCUGCUCAGACCCGAGACUUUGGAGAGUUUUUAUAUUCUGUGGAGGACUACUGGAGACGAGCGUUGGCGGGAACGUGGCUGGUCCGUGUUUCAGGCCAUUCAGAAAUUUACCCGCACGAAAUAUGGAUAUGCUAGCAUCAGGCUCGUGGACAAUGCAUUUCCAACCAUGCUGGAUGAGAUGCCAAGCUAUUUUCUAGCAGAAACACUGAAAUAUCUCUAUCUCCUCUUUACCGAUGAAGAACUGAUUCCACUGGACCGUUGGGUAUUCAAUACCGAAGCCCACCCUCUUCCAGUUUUUGAAUGGACCAAUUGGGAAAAGGCAGAGUAUAAUAUCCUUUCAUGA
Messenger RNA from Serpula lacrymans var. lacrymans S7.9, 1581 nucleotides. Its product is annotated as glycoside hydrolase family 47 protein. The record is from RefSeq and is a predicted model, not a curated record. Gene Ontology annotation, biological process: N-glycan processing; carbohydrate metabolic process. Gene Ontology annotation, cellular component: Golgi membrane; endoplasmic reticulum. Bases 1 to 1581 code for a protein of 526 amino acids. The transcript has 11 exons. Gene Ontology annotation, molecular function: mannosyl-oligosaccharide 1,2-alpha-mannosidase activity; calcium ion binding. NCBI's taxonomy places the organism in Eukaryota, Fungi, Basidiomycota, Agaricomycetes, Boletales, Serpulaceae.